AAGACCAUCAUAACACAUCAUUCAAUUGAAAACAAACCUUCCUGUUUCUCUAUUGCUACUACUUUUAAACAUAAUCAAAAGAGAGAAAGAGCGAGAUUGUUGAUCUUAAGUUAUUAAGAUGGAGGAAAUAAGGAAGAGAGAUUGUAUGGAGAAGGCAAGACCAUUCAUUUCAGUAGUAUUGCUGCAAGUAGGGUUAGCAGGAAUGGACAUUCUCUCAAAAGCUGUCCUAAACAAAGGCAUGAGCAAUUACGUCCUUGUUGUUUACCGUCAUGCGGUUGCUACCGUGGUUAUGGCCCCUUUCGCCUUCUAUUUCGACAAGAAGGUGAGACCAAAGAUGACGUGGAUGAUAUUUGGCAAGAUAACACUUCUUGGAUUACUCGAGCCAGUGAUCGAUCAGAACUUAUACUACUUAGGGAUGAAAUACACGACGGCUACAUUUGCAACCGCCAUGUACAAUGUCCUACCUGCAAUCACGUUCGUCCUUGCCUAUUUAUUUGGGCUUGAAAGAGUGAACCUACGUUGCAUCAGGAGCGCGGGUAAGAUAAUUGGGACAUUGGCUACAGUAGGAGGAGCUAUGAUCAUGACUCUUGUAAAAGGCCCGGUUCUUGACCUUUUCUGGACCAAAGGAGUCUCUGCACCAAACACAACUGGGACUGAUAUUCACAGUGCCAUCAAAGGCGCAGUUCUGGUCACUAUUGGUUGUUUCAGCUAUGCAUGUUUCAUGAUUCUCCAAGUAAAGGCUGUCACGUUGAGGACUUACCAAGCAGAACUGUCACUCACAGCUUGGAUAUGCCUAAUGGGAACAAUAGAAGGAACAGCCGUGGCACUAGUGAUGGAGAAAGGAAACCCUGGCGCGUGGGCCAUUGGUUGGGACACUGAACUUCUUACGGCCGCAUACAGUGGGAUAGUUUGCUCAGCAAUCGCUUACUAUGUUGGAGGAAUGGUGAUGAAAACUAGAGGUCCAGUGUUUGUAACAGCUUUUAGUCCUCUCUGCAUGAUCAUAGUGGCGAUUAUGUCGACCGUCAUCUUUGCUGAGCAGAUGUACUUGGGAAGGGUUCUUGGUGCGGUGGUUAUAUGUGCAGGACUCUACCUUGUGAUAUGGGGCAAAGGCAAAGAUAUUGAAUAUCCUUCCACGCCACAAGUAGGUGAUGAAUCAACACAACCAAAAUUGGAACUAAGCAGAAACGUGAAGGAUAGUGUUGGUCAUGAAGCCAUUACAAUCAACAAUCAAGGAGAGCAAAGAAGAACGUUUGUAGAAACAGUCUAACUGUACUAUAUGGUGACACAGAUGUUUUGCUUGGAGGAGUUAGAACGCUCACCAGUUUCAGAUGGUAUCCACUAUGUUUCCAGAUCAAUUGUAGAAUAGAAUUUGCUAACUACCAUGGGAGGAAAAUAAUUGUCAUAGAGUUGGAAAAAAAAAUGAUGGAACUAUUGGAUUCAUGCAAUAGACAAUGAAAAAUAUGAUUUGUUACA
Brassica napus (rape) is the source of this 1473-nucleotide messenger RNA. RefSeq names its product WAT1-related protein At2g37460. The record is from RefSeq and is a predicted model, not a curated record. Gene Ontology annotation, molecular function: transmembrane transporter activity. The transcript is spliced from 6 exons. NCBI's taxonomy places the organism in Eukaryota, Viridiplantae, Streptophyta, Magnoliopsida, Brassicales, Brassicaceae. Gene Ontology annotation, cellular component: plasma membrane. Bases 119 to 1267 code for a protein of 382 amino acids.